GCUCGUGUCGCAACACUUAUGUUCCAUAUUUGUCCAUAAUAUUCUGCAUUUGCAUAAAGUUUACACGUCGCUCUGACGAAACGGUUUAAAGGCCGAACGAAGUUCAAAACGUUUGAAAUAUCUAGCCACUCGAAACUACGUUUGUUUUUAAAGUUUCAAGAUACUCGAGAAUUCUUCGCUAUUCUGUUAUAACUUCCAUAAUAUUUUCUCACGCAUUUGCGUAAGAUUGAGAAAGAAACUAAAGAAAUCGUUAUGGAGUAAUUUAACUAUUUUUACACGCUUUUUUUUCUAUUCUACAUUUAAUAUUUAACGGAUGCAUCGUCACUCGUGAUAACUUGUUUUCUUGUGUCAUGUGCAUGAAGUUGCGAAAACCGCUCUUGCAUCGUAUUUUACAUUGGUAACUUGAGGGUGUAGAUUUGUUUGGAAGUAUUUGAAACAAAUGCGAAAUGUCGUUGAUUAGUACACUAUGGAAAUGUACGUUUAGUCCUCGUCUUUUUAAAGUUUACGAAAUAACAUGGAACGGUCGAUUGGUAAAAAAAUCGUACGAGCCUAGAACUUUAGAACGAUGGGGUGAUCAAAUCGUAAUUUGCUUUGCAGCAAUUUGGUCGAUAAGCUUAUAUACAAUACCGUUAGUUGCUACCUUUUUCUAUCAACAGAGGGGUAGUUUGACGGAUAACAUUUAUCUCUUGAGUAAAUUAGCUGCUGGUGCUGGUGUAAUUUUAAUUGCAUCGCUGGCUGCACGCGGUUGCUCUAGAGCUAAUAAUCCGAUCUAUUUAAAAUUCCUGAAGACACUGAACGAAGCAAACGCACAUUAUAGCGCGGAGACAAAGGAAGAACUUCACAAAUAUGAGUUCGAAUUCUGGGCAUGGCCUGUAGAUUUUAAAAUUAACGAUGUAGAAAAAGAUCGACCUCGUGAUAAAUUAACAUUAGAAAAGAUUGCAACUUCUAACGGUCGUGUCAAAAGGCAAACUAGUAAAGAAUUUAUAUUCACAUUACCUUGUAAAUUAAUAUCAUACGUUGUAGCUCACACAUUUGCUAUUAAAAUGAUAUAUCCUGGGAGUAUAUCAAUUAUCAACUGGGCAUUUCGCUCUUCGCAUUUGAAAGGAAGAAUAGAAUUAAUAGAGGAAGGUGGGGAAAGAUACAAAUUGUUAACUGCAGAUAACAAUGAAAUUGAUACUAUGUUGGUUGAUCGACGUAACAAAACAACAAAUGGGAAUACGCUAGUUAUUACAUGCGAAGGAAACUUAGGCUUUUACGAAACUGGAAUUAUAUCGACUCCUUUGUAUAAGGAAUAUUCCGUAUUAGGUUGGAAUCAUCCAGGUUUCGGUAGCAGCACUGGUCUACCGUAUCCGCUCCAAGAAGAGAAUGCUAUCGAUUGUGUAAUGCGUUUUGCAAUCGAUCGCUUAAAGUUCUCUGAGGAGCAAAUAAUCCUUUAUGGUUGGAGCAUCGGUGGAUAUACCGCUACUUGGGCUGCUAUGAACUAUCCUUCUAUUCAAAGUCUAGUAUUAGAUGCUACGUUCGACGACAUACUUCCAUUAGCUACCACGGUGAUGUCCUCGUCGUUAGAAGGUUUGGUGCGGAAUAUUAUCAGAGAUUAUUUCAAUUUAAAUAUCGCAGAACAGUUAAAUAGGUAUAAUGGCCCUAUAUUACUUAUACGAAGAACAGAGGACGAAGUAGUGUGUGUACCUAGUAACACUUUAGCUGGAAAUCGCGGUAACAUGUUGCUCAACAAACUUUUGUUGAGACGUUAUCCACAUCUUUUCUUGGAAUCUCCAGAAUGCGGCGCAUUUUUAACAAGACUUUUGUCUGCUGAUGUUUCUACUAAAAAAUCGAUAAUCGAAACAGUAAAUGUCGACGAACAGCGAUGCUUAGAAUUAAUUGCAAAGGACAUAGAAAAAAAUGGUGGUACUAUAUAUUAUCCUUCAACUCUCGGACAAAACUGUGAUUCUAAAAUGAAACAACAGCUUAUUCUGUUUCUCGUGACAAUGUAUAUGAAAGAUCAACCAUCUACGCACUGUGCACCACUAGCAACGGAUUUAUUUAAUCCAGGUUGGAAUCCGGCGUCCACGGUGUCCAUUAAACAAUGAAAGAAAACUCCGUGAUAUUACAUUUAAUUAAUUUACUAGGAGCUUUGUUCAAAGUUCUUAUUUACGCAGUAGAAGGAACUUUCGAGAGUCAUAAUAAUUUUCAUUGCAUUUAAUGUUGUAUGGGUAAGCGUUAUUUAUUCUACACAAGUUUGUUUGUUUUUUUUCAUGUGUCGAAUUGAUAAAGUACGAAAUUUAAAUGUGAUUUUUAUAUUCAUUAUUAAUGCUCUAGUCUAGUGGAAUCUUGGUACAUGUGGUUGGGAAAUUUACAUUUUCGAUAAUAAAGAGGAUGACGUUGUA
Molecule: messenger RNA, 2384 nt
Organism: Hylaeus volcanicus
Lineage: Eukaryota; Metazoa; Arthropoda; Insecta; Hymenoptera; Colletidae
Product: phosphatidylserine lipase ABHD16A
Exons: 11
Coding region: 447-2087 (546 amino acids)
Biological process (GO): monoacylglycerol catabolic process; phosphatidylserine catabolic process
Cellular component (GO): endomembrane system
Molecular function (GO): glycerophospholipase activity; monoacylglycerol lipase activity
Source: RefSeq, a predicted model, not a curated record